CACGUGGCCUCAGAGUAGGCUGUGACUCGAUGGCGCGAUGUUUCUGCGGUCUCAAAGUGCAGUUAGUAACGUUGAUCAUUGUUGUAUUUAUCAACAUACAUCGCAAACUGCAUAUAGAAAAUCAUCACAGUUCAAGGAUAUUUCACACUUCAUCACAAAGCAGAGAGCAGCUGUGUUCUGAAACGCACUGGUCGGUGAAAUUGGCUUGAUUUCUGUUAUCUCGUGCAAGAUGUUAAAGGAAGCAGAUGCCAUAAAUCAUCCCUAUUGGCCGCGUAACCUUUCCAUUCCAAACUAUGUAGCUAAUGACCGUUCAAUGUCUGAAAUCCUCAUAUUCCUGUUCUCCGUGUCUGGGAUACUGCUGCUUGCCACCUGGUCACUAACUGGGUGUAAGGUAUCCGGGAGCAGGCUCAGUGGAGGUAGAAGGUUAGCUCUGUGCUGGUUCACUGUGUGUGGCUUCAUCCAUGGUGUAGUUGAGGGGUGGUUCUCUUUAUACUACACCAUUAUUCCUGAAGACCAGAGUUUUCUUUCACAGCUCUGGAAAGAAUAUUGCAAAGGAGACAGCAGAUAUGCAAUAGCGGAUAAUUUCACAGUAAGCAUGGAGACGAUAACAGCUUGUCUCUGGGGUCCCUUCAGUAUAUGGAUCGUUAUAGCCUUCCUAUAUAACCGUCCUUACAGAUUUGUUCUGCAGCUCAUCGUAUCCCUGGGUCAGCUGUAUGGUGCAGUGCUUUACUUUUUCACUGAGCACAAAGAGGGAUACAUUCACAGCGAGUACGGUCACCCCAUAUACUUCUGGUUCUACUUUGUAUUCUUAAAUGCUUUAUGGAUUGUCAUUCCUCUUAUCGUUAUAUUGGAUUCAUGGUGUCAGUUAUCAACCAUUCAAUCCAUGUUUGAUAAAGCGGCCCUGAAAGAAAAGUCUAAAAGAAGCUAGUCCGAUAGUAAUGUUUAACUUUAAAAAGAAUUAAACUUGUAAACUUGAUUUUUAUUAUUACAAUAUGUGAAGAGAAAAUAAACUUAGAAAAAUAGAAUUAUACAGUACUGUUGAUGGAUACAAAUAAGGCUGGAAAGUAAUGUUUAUGUUAAAUAUUCAUUAUAGUAAUUAAAAUUUGGUCUGGUUCAACAUUGAAUGGUCAUAAUACUGUUGCAACAGGGCUGUUUCCUAUUUAUUUUUGUAAAUAUGAAGCUUGAAUGUGUUUUUAUAACACACUAUCUGAUCUUCACACUAACUGAUCUACUGCUGGUUGCCCUGGCUGUUCUAUUGUAACUAAACUGACUAUCCUGUUUUCCGAUCAUUACAACUGAGAUUUUAUUAAUUGAACAUAUGGUGAAAAUAUUUGCUUGGCAGUACAUGAUGCGAUUUGACAAUCUCAAAGUGUCUUUCUCUGGUGCUUAGGAGAAAAUACGUAAAUAUUAGUUUAAAUAUAGAUGCGGCAUUGGCUGCUCUGCUCCGCUGCUGCAAUACAUCAACGGUGCCGCCAUAUUACUGAGGGCAAAAGCUCACUAAACCCAUAUAAGUGAACGGAGAGCUGCGCUUUUUCAGCAUUAAAGCAACAACGAGCCGUCUUUCGUCCUUAAAAUAAUCUCUCUAAAAUUAUUUUAGUGGUAGGACAACUCUUAACUGGACAAAUUUUACUGCCGUUUCUGCCUAAGCAGCCCUCUAUCGGCUGAAAUCACACUUGUAACUUUGGUGUGCGGGUAGGUUCACAAGCCCUGCCCAUCACCUGCUUUACGGCAUAUGUCAUAUGUGGGUGAAGUUAGCCAACAUCUAACAAUAAGACGAGACCAUCUAGUUCAACGCAAGUCUCCAAACUAUCACCAUGGCAGAGUCUGCAAAAAAACAAAGAGGGUUUUGUCGGUGGAAGCGAAGAAAAGAAAGAGAGAGAGUGAUCGGACACGAGCCCAAUCACAAAUCAAUAUCGGACAGGCUUACACUCCGUGGCGCGAACUGAAAGAGGCAACGGGUUGCAAAACUGAUGGAGGCGGUCCUGCUACUGAAUUUGUAAGUGUUAUAUGUACAUUUUUCUUACACUCCUGUACUUUUGAGCUUAUUUGUUAUUAAGAUGUGUUCAGGUUGUACAUUGGCGCAUCACCGGUUCACAAUUUAUAACCGUAAGGUAGCUGAGAGAUAAUAUUUUGUUGCCCCGGUGUCGAUAGCUAGCAUGUUGUUUCUCGUCACGAAUUUGUGUAAUGCAUGUAAACGAAGACUACCACAUUAAACGUUUUGUGGUAAAAAUGUGCAGAUUACGUAGUUCAGACCAGUUAUGCAUGUAAUUGUUGAACAGUUCAGUCGUUGAGUAGGCAAAUGUUAUCGUUAUGUAUAAUUAUAUGCUAUGCACUGUUUUCAUAGCGAGUUGAGUGUAGUUAUUACACAAAACACAACGCCUGGUCGCGAGUUGUUGUCAUUAUAGUAGUAAAUUACGGUGUAACAAUACAUACAACUUUGUAAUGAUAUCUGAAGAACAUAUGGUAAGACGUGCUACUUUACCUGAUCGGUGGACAGUUUCAAAACGACGUAUCUGGGUAUGCCGGUUACAUCAGCUUUGUAAACAAAUUCACGUGUAUUGAGCUGACAACGGGGAAACUUUGCGACAUUAUUUACGACACAUGUAUCAGACAAUUGUGCUCAUCAACCACUUGGGGUAACUAUACACCAAAACGGCUCGUUGUUGCUUUAAAAAGGACAAUCACGUUUACAUUUUUUUUAACACAUUUCAAUGGUCUACAAUAUACUGUACGUAAAGUACAAAUUUAUCAUGUCUCUAGUUACUUAAUAUCUCCAUAGUUAUACUUUCAAAUUAAUUGUUGUCAUAAGGAAUUGUGAGAGUGAGAUAUACAUUAAUUGAGCCUGUUAUUCAGGAGAAUCCACUAGAUGGCACCAUGUCUAGAAUAUGUUGGGGAUAUGCAAGACAAGCAACAGAAUAAAAUAACUACACGAAGUAUUAUUCGAGAAUAAAACAGACAUGUUGAGAUUGUUUUUGAGUUUUAUUUGAAUCAUUGAACAAAACACUCAAGGUAAAAUAAUUCAAUUUACAUGUUAUCUAAAAAAUAAAGAGUUUUUUACU
Triplophysa rosa is the source of this 3059-nucleotide messenger RNA. It is a transcript of the gene ebp, whose product is annotated as EBP cholestenol delta-isomerase. Gene Ontology annotation, cellular component: membrane; endoplasmic reticulum. Gene Ontology annotation, molecular function: steroid Delta-isomerase activity; cholestenol delta-isomerase activity; C-8 sterol isomerase activity. Gene Ontology annotation, biological process: cholesterol biosynthetic process. The transcript is spliced from 5 exons. The record is from RefSeq and is a predicted model, not a curated record. Bases 230 to 928 code for a protein of 232 amino acids. NCBI's taxonomy places the organism in Eukaryota, Metazoa, Chordata, Actinopteri, Cypriniformes, Nemacheilidae.